Messenger RNA from Microthlaspi erraticum, 852 nucleotides. Lineage: Eukaryota; Viridiplantae; Streptophyta; Magnoliopsida; Brassicales; Brassicaceae. The record is from the annotation of a GenBank genome assembly.
AUGGAAAAUUCGAAGAAGAAGAAAAGCUUCAAAGAAAGUGAAGAUGCAGAGCUGAGAAGAGGACCUUGGACUCUAGAGGAAGACACUCUUCUCACUAAUUACAUUCUCCAUAACGGUGAAGGCCGUUGGAAUCUCGUCGCCAAAUGUGCUGGGCUAAAGAGAACCGGAAAAAGUUGUAGAUUGAGAUGGUUAAAUUACUUGAAACCUGACAUAAGACGAGGGAAUCUAACUCCUCAAGAACAGCUUUUGAUCCUCGAGCUCCAUUCUAAAUGGGGUAAUAGGUGGUCCAAGAUUGCACAGUACUUGCCAGGAAGAACAGACAACGAGAUCAAGAACUAUUGGAGAACAAGAGUUCAGAAACAAGCUCGACAGCUCAACAUCGAAUCCAACAGCGACAAGUUCUUUGACGCUGUUCGUAGCUUCUGGGUCCCUAGAUUGAUCGAGAAGAUGGAGCAAAACUCAUCCACUACUAAUUAUUCUUGUCCCCAAAACAACAACAAUAACAACUCUCUUCCUCUUCCUUCUCAGUCUCAUGAUGACUCCAUGAGUAUACUAAACCAUACAGAUUUUUCGGGUCAGAGCACCAUGGAUGGUUCUACUUCAAGUUCCACUUUCAUGACUGAUCUCACUACAGUUCCACACUUUAUGGAUCACAACAACACCAUCGAUGAUAGUUUGAUGUGUUUCCGUGACGGAGAUGAUCAAGAACUCGGAGGAUAUAUCCCUGGCAUGGAGGAAUAUUACAUGGGAAAUUCAGACGUGUUAAUGGAAUGCCACGUGGAGGAAGCGUACGAGGAUGUAACACAAGAUCCCAUGUGGAACAUGGAUGACAUUUGGCAGUUUAGGGAGUAA